AUGUGCACUAAAUGGGAUAACGAUGAAGUGCUACAGAGGUUUAGAGAAUACCUAAGAAUACCAAGUGUACAUCCCAACGUAGAUUAUAAUGACUGUGUCAAGUUUUUGAAAAAACAGGCAGAUCUUUUGAAGCUAACUUUUGCCGUUUAUGAGCUAGUGGAAAAGAAGCCAGUAGUGGUAAUUACAUGGGAGGGAACGCAGCCUGAAAUGCCCUCGAUUUUGUUGAAUUCUCAUAUGGACGUGGUACCGGUUUACGAAGAUCAUUGGAAAUAUCCACCAUUUGAUGCCCACAUAACAGAAGACGGUUGGAUUUACGCCCGAGGCUCGCAAGAUAUGAAGAGCGUGGGAAUGAUACAUUUGGAGGCUGUUAGACGACUUAAGCAAGCUGGCAUUAAGCUUAAGAGGACCGUUCAUAUAAGUUUUGUUCCAGAUGAAGAAAUCGGUGGCGUUGAAGGCAUGCGAAAGUUUUCUGAAUCGGAGGAGUUUCGCAAGCUCAAUAUUGGAUUCGAAUUCGAUGAAAGCGUUCCCAGUGAAAGCCCAAAAACUUUUGUGAGUUUUAAUGGAGAACGCACUGCAAGGCAACUCAAAAUUACGUGCAAGGGUGAGCCUGGCCACGCUGCUUUUAUUAGCAACGAUACUGCUGGAGAAAAACUCAGUUAUAUAAUUAACAAGUUUAUGGAAUUUCGAAAGGAAGAAAGAAAAAAGUUAGAUAAUGGCGCACAGCUGGGCGCAGUUACUACCAUAAACUUAACUAAAGUGGAGGGAGGGAUACAAGUUAACGUGCUACCUGAACAGUUAUCGGCAUCUUUCGACAUCAGAAUAUCGCCUGACGAAGAUCAUGAAGCAUUUGAAACUAUGAUUCAAGGCUGGUGCAAAGAUGCUGGUGAUAAGGUGACAAUGGAAUAUUAUGAGAGGAAUCCAGAAGAAAAGACGACGAAAAUCGACGGUAGUGAGCCCUUCUGGAAUGUUCUCUAUAAAACUAUAUUAGAUAUGGGCUUGGAUAUCAACUGCUUUAUUUGUCCAGGGACAACUGACGCGCGUUACAUUCGUCGCCAAGGUAUCCCCGCUAUCGGAUUCACACCUAUCCUCAACACACCUCUAUUACUUCACGCUCAUAAUGAGAGACUUCACAUAGACGAAUUCAAGAAAGGCAUUGAUGUAAUGGAAAAAGUAUUGCAAGCGAUAGCAGACGCGUAG
This is a messenger RNA of Parnassius mnemosyne (clouded apollo), 1197 nucleotides long. Lineage: Eukaryota; Metazoa; Arthropoda; Insecta; Lepidoptera; Papilionidae. The record is from the annotation of a GenBank genome assembly.